Microplitis mediator is the source of this 3411-nucleotide messenger RNA. RefSeq names its product replication factor C subunit 1 (gene Gnf1). The record is from RefSeq and is a predicted model, not a curated record. Lineage: Eukaryota; Metazoa; Arthropoda; Insecta; Hymenoptera; Braconidae. Gene Ontology annotation, cellular component: nucleus; DNA replication factor C complex. The transcript has 6 exons. Gene Ontology annotation, molecular function: DNA binding; ATP binding; DNA clamp loader activity. Gene Ontology annotation, biological process: DNA repair; DNA replication. Bases 300 to 3386 code for a protein of 1028 amino acids.
UUUAAAUCUAUAAACAAUUACGUCAUACUAAUUUAUAUUUUAUUAAACUAAAUCGUAGUGCGCAAUAAUUGUCACCUUUCUCCGCAAUUAUUAUUUGAAAUUUAAAAAAAAAAGCAAUCAAAUUACGCGGGAAAAAAUUGAUGCCGGUUAUAAAAUGCUUGCAAACUAAUAUUCAGUAAUACAAAUAAUAUCAGUGUACAUAACAUAUUUUUAAAUUUAAAAAAUAAUUACUCUAAUUAAAUUGUUGAUAAAAAUAAUUGUGGGUUAAAUCUGCGUAUAAUUAAACAAAAUCACUGAUAAUGUCACGUGAUAUUCGGUCAUACUUUUCAUUUCCAAAAGGACAAAAUAAAACUCCGCCAGCUGUCAAACCAACAAAAGUCAAUAAAAAACCAUUGGUGUCAUCUGACGAGGACGAAUCUCAUGCUUCCAGUUCAAAUAAUAAAAAUAAAACUAAAAAAACUAGAAAACCGGGAAAACAUAUUUUGUCAGACUCCGAAGACGAAGAGACGGUAACUAAGAAGACCAGCAUCUCCAGGAGUCCAGUUAAAAAGGAGAAGGUGAAGGAGAAAGAAAAAGAAAAAGAAUUGAAACCUGUGACACUUGACAGUGUCUUUGGUAAGGAACCGAUCAAACGUAAAAAUUUGUCUGUACCAAAAAAAUUACAAGAGGAGGAGGCAAGUUUUCAUGAUGACAAAGAGUUUGAGGCGACACUGAGUCAGUUGGACACAACGGAUAUUGAGUCGAUGAUCCUGGAUGAGGAUAAGAAGAAAAAUGCACAGUCUAGUGUAAAACGCAAGACGAGUAAUAGCGAUAAUGAAACUCCGCCUAAAAAAUUUAAACUCAGUGAAGAUGCAAAAGAAAAGGAAAAGGAAAAAGAAAAAGAAAAAGAAAAAUUAAAGGACACGAAUCGAGACAAAGUUAAAGUCAAAGAUAAAGAUAAGAAAGAAGGUAAAAAAGCAGCGCAUUCAAAUCUGAAGGUUGAAGUUGACAAAAAGAAAAAAGAGGACAGUGAAGAUGCAGCUGAUCCAUAUGAAGAAAAUAUCAAUAAGAAGAAACAACAUGCUGCUGCUUACCAACAGUACUUGCAUAGAGGGGGAGCUAGAAAUCCUGGAUCUAAGGAAAUUCCUAAGGGAGCUGUAAAUUGUCUAGCUGGUCUGAGUUUUGUGGUAACUGGAGUUCUUGAAUCUUUGGAGCGCAAUGAAGUUGAUGAUCUGAUCAAGCAGUAUGGCGGUCGCGUCGUCGCGGCACUGUCUAGGAAAACAAAUUAUCUUGUAGUAGGAGACGCUGCUGGAGAAUCAAAGCUCGCUAAGGCUGAUUCUCUGCAUGUUAAAAAGGUAACUGAGGACGAUUUGCUGGAGAUGAUUCGCACAAGACCGCCGGGAAAGUCAACCGAUGUGAUACACAAUCGCAGCAAAAAGAAAGACACUAGUCUCAAUAAAUCGUCUACUGACGAUGACUUUAAGUCGCCGCCGAAAAAACCUUCUGUUGAAGUCAAGUCUGCAAGAGACGAAAAAAGUCCCGUUAAAACUCCAGUUAAAAAGGUGGUCAAGGAUGAGGACAGUCUUUUCAAAGCCCCGGCAGCUUCCAAGGAGAAUUCAACGAGUACAUCAACUUCUAUCGAAACAGCAAGACCUUCAACUAGCAAAGAUUCAACCCCAGUUAAAGCGGAAGUCGGUGGCGAUCAUAUUCAAGCUCUGGUAGAAAAGUACCGUCCGAAAACAAUGAAACAGAUAAUAGGCCAGCACACAGACAAAAGUUGUGCUAAAAAACUUUAUUUCUGGAUAAUGAACUGGCACAAAAAUCAAAGUGGUAAAGUAAAGCCAACUAAACCUUCUCCGUGGGCUAAAAAUGACGACGGAGGAUUUUUCAAAGCCGCCUUGAUGUCCGGUCCACCUGGUAUUGGUAAGACGACUACUGCGCAGGUAGUCUGUAAUGAACUGGGCUACGAUCUAGUUGAAUUCAAUGCUUCGGAUACCCGGAGCAAGCGUCUGCUCAAAGAAGAAGUAUCAACUCUGCUAUCAAACACCAGUGUCAAGGGUUACUUCUCAAAUAAUUCCGAAACUAAAGCGUCCAAGAAACAUGUCCUGCUGAUGGACGAAGUCGACGGCAUGGCUGGUAAUGAAGAUCGCGGUGGACUCCAAGAACUCAUAAGCCUGAUAAAAGCAUCAGAUGUUCCCAUUAUUUGCAUCUGUAAUGACCGCAAUCACCCCAAGAUGAGGACCCUCUCAAACUAUACCUUCGAUUUAAGAUUCCAGAAGCCCAAACUGGAGCAGAUUCGCGGGGCGAUGAAGUCGCUCUGCUGCAAAGAAAAUAUUUCCAUAUCUACUGAGAACCUGGACCGAUUGGUACAGUCGACCAACUUUGACAUCCGGCAGGUCAUCAAUCACCUGGCGAUGCUCAAAGGUGAGCCAGCUGACAAAAAAGAGAGCAGGAUAUCUGGUGACAUCAACAAAGAUCUCAAACUCGGGCCUUGGGAUGUCGUCCGCAAAGUCUUCAGCGCGGAAGAGCACAAAAAUAUGAGCAUUCAUGACAAGAGCGAUUUAUUCUUCCACGAUUACAACAUUGCUGGGCUAUUCGUUCAGGAAAAUUAUUUAUCAGUCGUACCCAAAGCUCCCAAGGACCAAGUGUUGGAAAGAAUUGCCAGCAGUGCUGACAGCUUGUCAAUGGGCGACCUCGUAGAGCGGGCGAUUCGCGAGAAAAAUUCAUGGGCGUUACUGCCAGUGCAAGCUUGCUACUCAUCUGUAAUUCCCGGAACCCUGAUGUCGGGACACAUCGGCGCGCAAAUUAAUUUUCCCUCGUGGCUUGGACGCAAUUCCAAGCGCGGUAAAUUUGACAGAAUAUUACAAGAGUUGACGGUACACACGCGGCUUGUUACUGGCGCCAGCAAGGAAGCAAUUAAUAUUGAUUAUCUUAAUGCGCUGAGAGAUAAAAUAACUCGCCCGUUGGCACUCAAUGGUACUGAAGGUGUUGACACUGCUGUUGAUGUCAUGAAUCAUUACCAUUUACUCAGGGAAGAUUUAGAUGGACUGGUUGAAGUUUCUUUGUGGCCUGGACAGCGCGAUCCUUUCCAAGUAAUUGAUUCAAAAGUAAGGGCAGCGUUCACGCGGUCUUAUAAUAAAAAUUCAAUUAUGACACCUUUUGCUGCGCCGGCGAGCAAGAAAAAAGCCGCGGGAGAUUUAACUUCUGAAGACUCUGGAUACAUGGAUGCGGGGGAAGAAACUAUUUCUGAUACUGAUGAUGAUGACAGUUUAGAAGCUGACCGCAUGGUCAAGGCGAAAAAAACUACUGGGAAAAAAGAAGCAGCGAAAAGUACAACUAAAAAAACUACCUCGAAGCCUCCGGCGGAUAAACCGGCGAGCAAACGCGGCCGAGGCCGUGGAAAAUGAAAUGAUUUCUUUUUUUUUCAUACUG